This is a messenger RNA of Gopherus flavomarginatus (Mexican gopher tortoise), 785 nucleotides long. RefSeq names its product prolactin releasing hormone (gene PRLH). Lineage: Eukaryota; Metazoa; Chordata; Testudines; Testudinidae. Gene Ontology annotation, molecular function: neuropeptide hormone activity; prolactin-releasing peptide receptor binding. The coding region runs from base 138 to 401 and encodes 87 amino acids. Gene Ontology annotation, biological process: G protein-coupled receptor signaling pathway; response to peptide hormone; feeding behavior. The record is from RefSeq and is a predicted model, not a curated record. The transcript is spliced from 3 exons.
UGUGUGCCAGCCACACACUCGCGGCUGAGGCGAAGGCAUCGUGCUGAAAGCAGAGGGAGAGCAAAAUAAGCCAGAGGCUGGACUCACACCUUGCUAAUUUCCGGCAUCAGCCACAAGCCUUGGGCGAGCUGAAGGGAAUGAAACUGCUGGCUGCCUGCUUCAUGUACCUGCUGCUCAUCGGUCUGGCCCUGCCCAAAGCCGAAUGCCGACUCCACGAGCGAUCCAUGGAAAUCAGGAACCCUGAUAUCGACCCUUCCUGGUACACGGGGCGUGGGAUCAGACCCGUGGGACGGUUUGGCCGGAGGAGAACUGUUGUGGAGAGCUCCCGGAAGUCGGGCUAUGGACAUAGGCAAGCUUGCUUCCCUCUAGAAGAAAGCAGUGAAUCCAUUCAAGAUGAAUGAAAUGGCUAAGACAAAGAAUGAAUUUGAAUGAUGAUAAGAAAAGACCCUUCUCCUCUCUUCCUUCCACAUCCCAGCCUCUCUUCUAGGCAAAUGAAAAUGUUUGGUGUCAUUUCAAUGUACAAUAUCUUUGUGGUUAUAAAUGAUAGAAACCAAAGAGCAGUUGAUAACUCCAGUAUUUUUGCAGACAAUUUCCCUCUUGCCCGUUUUUUCUUUUUCUCUCCUCUGUUCCCCAUUUGUCCUCCAUCUCUGGCUUUUGCUCUCAAGCUAAGAUGGUUUAUGCUAGAAAAUUGCUGGGGGCAAGAAAUACAAAUUCCCAUGUUAAUUAUCUUCCUAGAACAUGGGCUUUUUUAUACAAACCAAAAUAAUAAUAAAAAAAAUUGAGAA